AUUGAUCUACACACUAUAUGCCUUUUGAUGUAGCCCAAUAUCCCAUUGACUUUUUUAAGUGCUGCAUCACAUUGUUGCCACAUGUUCAACUUGUUGUCCACUAAGACUUCAAGAUCUUUUUCACAUGUGACACUGUUGUUGAGCCAGGCAUCAUCCAUUAUCUGUGCAUUUUGUUUUUUUCUGCCUAAGUAAGUAUCUUACAUUUCUCCCUGUUGAAAUUAAUUUUGUUAGUUUUGGCCCUUCUCUCAAAUCUCUUGAGGUCGUUUUGGAUUCUGAUCCUGUCUUCUGGAGUAUUAGCUAUCCCAAUAUGAUGUCAUCUGCAGACUUGAUAAGCAUGCAAUUUAAACCUUCAUCCAAGUCAUUAAUAAAGACUUGGAUGGCCAGAAGAAUUGUUCGACAGUGGAACACUGCCUCAAAGUGCAGCGAAGUCUCCUCCUUGGGAGGUUUUUAAUAGAGACCAGAUGACAGUCUGUCUGGAGUGCUUUGAUUGUAUUUUUCUGUAUGGCAGAAUGGGGUAGGACUGGUUGACCCUUGGGGACUCUCCCAGUUCUAUGAUUCUCUGUCCGGAAGUGAUCAUCUAUUGGAGAGCACCAAUUUCUUUGAAAACUGUAAUCACAGCCGCACUGGGUAGAGAGAAGGGAGAAAACAAUAGGAGUCCCGCAGAGGAGGCAGUCUUACAGUAAAAGGUGAAGGUUUUAUCCUGACAUUAAGUCUAGUCAUGUCCGAUUCUGGGGGCUGGUGCUCAUUUCCUUUUCUAAGCUGAAGAGCCAGUGUUGUCUGUAAAUACCUCCAAGGUCAUGUGGCCGGCAUGACUGCAUGGUGCACCGUUACCUUCCCGUCGGAGUGGUACCUAUUGAUCUACUCACAUUUGCAUGUUUUCGAACUGCUAGGUUGGCAGAAGCUGGGGCUAACUGCGAGAGCUCACCCCGCUCCCUGAAUUCAAACCGCCAACUUUUCGGUUAGCAAGUUCAGCAGCUCAUGUGCUACCUUCCUGCUAUUUCAUGUAAGAAUUUUUAAGGAUGAUGUGUCUCUCUCCUUAGCGCCAAUGUUGCCAUCACAGAAUUUUCAGGGGCUGAGUUUCCAGUGAAGCUAUUGCUGCAGUCACUGAUGCUUUGGCUUAUUUGCUGCCAGAUGCUGCUUUAGAUGGCAUCAAGAUGUUUGUGGAGAGAGGAGAACAGGAACUGGCAGUGCCAUCCCAUUGGUCUCCAAAGCUUUUGGUUCCAAUGGGAAGCAGCAAGCUGAGGUGUUGCGUGCCCCACAGAUUGCAGUAAGAGAAAAGGACGGUGGCUUCCUUGGCUCUUAACAGUGUUCACAUUAUGCUGUUCUCCUGAUGUAUUAUGACUGUGUGUACAUUUGGGGCUUGUUUCUAUGCCAUCUUCUCAAUGCUACAAAGUCAGUUGAACAGGAAGACGCCAACUGUCCCAAGCUCUGUUGUGGCUGGGCUAGGAUUUUGCAUGGCGUUUCUUACACAAAUCCCAUUGGCUCACCAGGUACAAAAAAUGUUACAUGCUGGAAGACAAAAUGCCCAGAGCACGGUAAACAGUUGAGGGAAGGUUAUCUUUAUCCUUUUCCCUAGGUGUUGACAUGAUUUCAUGGAAACAGCCUUCCUAACAAGAAGAAAGAAUAAAAAAACAAUGGCCCAUAGCCUGAUUUCAAAAGUCUUCUGUCACCAGCUGGCCCACAGUUGUUCAACUGUCGGAAUCUAAAUCAGUUUAACACAGCCACAUCAACAUGAAUGAAGUGUCAGUCAUCAAGGAGGGCUGGUUGCACAAGAGAGGUGAAUACAUCAAAACCUGGAGACCCAGGUACUUCCUCCUGAAGAGUGAUGGGUCUUUCAUUGGAUAUAAGGAGAAGCCCGAAACAACAGAUCAGAGCCUUCCCCCCUUAAAUGACUUUUCUGUGGCAGAAUGCCAGUUAAUGAAAGUAGAGCGGCCCCGUCCCAACACUUUCAUCAUUCGCUGUUUGCAGUGGACGACAGUCAUUGAGAGGACCUUCCAUGUGGACUCGCCAGAUGAAAGGGAGGAGUGGAUCCAGGCCAUUCAGAUGGUUGCUAACAGUUUAAAGAACCAGGAACCCGAAGAAGACAGGAUGGACUACAAAUGUGGCUCUCCUAGUGACAGCACAGGGGCCGAGGAGAUGGAGGUGGCAGUGACAAAGACCCGGGCCAAGGCGACCAUGAAUGACUUUGACUACCUGAAGCUCCUUGGGAAGGGCACCUUUGGGAAGGUCAUCCUUGUGCGGGAGAAGGCCACUGGGCGCUACUAUGCCAUGAAGAUCCUGCGCAAAGAAGUCAUCAUCGCCAAGGACGAAGUGGCCCACACUGUUACAGAGAGCCGAGUUCUGCAGAACACAAGACAUCCCUUUCUCACGGCACUGAAAUAUGCGUUCCAGACCAAUGACCGCCUCUGCUUUGUCAUGGAAUACGCCAAUGGUGGAGAGUUAUUCUUCCACCUUUCAAGAGAGCGUGUCUUCACCGAGGAUCGUGCACGUUUCUAUGGGGCUGAGAUUGUUUCUGCCUUGGAAUACCUCCACUCUCGGGAUGUUGUUUACCGCGACAUCAAGUUGGAGAACCUCAUGCUGGAUAAAGACGGACACAUAAAAAUCACAGACUUUGGGUUGUGCAAAGAGGGCAUCACAGAUGGUGCCACAAUGAAGACUUUCUGUGGGACGCCGGAGUACCUGGCCCCUGAGGUGCUGGAAGACAACGAUUACGGGAGAGCUGUGGACUGGUGGGGCCUUGGCGUUGUCAUGUAUGAGAUGAUGUGUGGGCGCCUGCCAUUCUACAACCAAGACCACGAGCGCCUCUUUGAGCUCAUUCUCAUGGAGGAGAUACGCUUCCCACGCACACUCAGCCCCGAGGCCAAGGCUCUGCUGGCAGGAUUGCUCAAGAAGGACCCCAAGCAGAGGCUUGGGGGCGGCCCCAAUGAUGCCAAGGAAGUUAUGGAGCACCGUUUCUUUGCUGCCAUCAACUGGCAAGAUGUUGUUCAAAAGAAGCUCAUCCCCCCCUUCAAGCCGCAGGUGACAUCUGAAAUUGACACUCGAUAUUUCGAUGACGAGUUCACCGCGCAGUCAAUAACCAUCACCCCACCUGACAGAUAUGACAGUCUGGAUUCCCUAGAUGCUGACCAGCGGACCCAUUUCCCCCAGUUUUCCUACUCGGCCAGCAUACGGGAGUAGGUUGGCAGCCUUACCACAGCACGCCUGAAGGCGAGAUGGACAGGGGAGGGUGCCAGGCAGCAGGACUCCCAUGUGGGGGGAGGGUGUGUGCUUCUGGCUCCUUCCCCCCACUUUUCCCCCCAUGGAGCUGCUCCUGCUGCACUCCAGCUUACGGAGGGACUGAGUGGACUCCCCUGUGCCUGCUGCACUCAGCCUUCUGCAGCCGGGCCCCAGGGCCAUUCCUGCACAUGCCACCAUCAGGCAAGCUGCUUGGACAAAUGGAGUUCCUCUCCGCCUCCCCCUGACCUCCAAGCCCCUCUUGAGAAUGGAUUUGGGCAUGUUUCUUCAUCGCUUUUCAUCGAUCUGUGCCCUGCCAUGGGCUUGUUUUUGGAUGUUUGCUUUGCAAAGCCACCUGAAUGGGAGGUCAUGCCGGUGCCGGAAGUUCGCCGGAGACGGAAGGAACCUGUGGAAUGGAAAGAACAGUUUGCAGCCACAAAUGGGCAUGCAGCACCCAAUGGCACAUUUUGUUGAGGGUGACAGCUGCUCUCUUUCAACAUGCUGUGCGGAUCAUGGAGCACACAAAUCCCUCAUAAGCAAGAGCUAUGGCUGGCAGCAGUGUCUAUGAUGCCACUGAAAUAAGCAUUGUGCAGCCGAAGUAGACCACUUGCCAACGGUUCCAGGUUUGCAGGAAGGGACCCAGCUCUGCAAACUCCUAUGCCCCUCCUUGACCUCCAACAUUCUCAAAGAGGGAAUUGGCAUGGAGUGCCUGGGUCUGCCUCCCUUGUUUGCCCAAAGUUGGCUCCCAAGGUGCAAAGGAGAAGUCCUCCUGCCGCUGCUACAUGUGGUUACCAAAGCAAUAACAGCUCCCUUCUGAACUGUCUUAACCCAAGGGCAAGGCAUGUUCCCUCCUAUUCCUCACCACUAGAUCUACUUUUCUAUAGUACAGUUGGCCAGCAGGCCUGGGCCUUGGGUGGGUGCUUUAGCAGCUGUAGCCACACAACAUGGCUUUGCUUACGUCACGUCAGGAGCAGCUGCCUGCUUGCCACCCUCUGCUUCCCUCAAUAUAGUAGGCUGACUUAUAGGGCAGUUGUAGCUGCCAUUGGAAGGAACCCUCCUGGUGCCCCUGUGAACAGUCAGAAAGACAAGGGAGCCCAAUGUCAUUUUAUCCCACCUGAAAGAAUUGGAGCAAUUUGGAGUUUUCCCCUUGCAGAGAUUGGUUGGUCUGGACGGUUAUCUCAGAUACGUCAGCAUCUUUCUUUCUCUCAAACACUGGUUGUGCACUUGAUUAAUUGUGCAGCUGCUACCUCCUGAGGGCAAAGAGCUCAUCCUCAUUUUAAACAUUUCUCUGGCUUGACCCUUGGAGUCAGCCCCAUAUGCUGUAAUUUCCAGCUGGCUAGGCACCCCAGCAAGUGUGUUCCUUUGUCCCAAGUCACACAGAUUUUCCAUCAGAGAGUGAGGAGAUAUAUAUAUAGGUGUCUCAUUAGGAUCAGGACAGAGCAACCUGUUUUCUUAAAACUGAAUCCUUGGUUUUCUUGUCUCCUGAGCUCCUCCUGGUCUUCGUUGCAUUCCUUGCAAUGCCUCCCUUCUCACUCUGGAAGAGAUGGUCUUCCCUUGCUGUACCAUUGUCUUGUGAACUAUUCCCACUCUUAAAUGCCUUUCUCCAACAUACAGCACCCAUCGCUUUCUGUGCUGGUCUUCCUGUUCCAGCUAUGGAUCAGGGAUAGACACCAGGCAGACUGGCUGGCUACCUCUGUGGAGCUUUUAGUGUUUGCAGUGAUGGGAGAGAAAGGACAGCACUGAGGAGGUCACAUUUUUAAACUUCCCCAAAAGGAACAGGGAAAAAUUAGAGGCCAGCACUCUGUCAACGCAUUUGGUUGUUGAAAAACCUUCUGCUCCGACCAUCUUCGCCUUCUAUUCUUUCUGAUCCUGACUUCUUUUUAUCAUCCUCAAGUUGCCAAUGUGUUCUGCCCUUUGUUCUUUCUCCCCAUCACACACAAACUGACAAGUUUGAGUUGAGCGUGUUCUUAUAUAACUUUAGAAUCACAGCCUUACUAGCUUACCUUGAAUGUCUUUAAAUACCUUCUGCUCUUUCGGGGGUGGGGGUAUUUUCCCCCUUUGUCAUUGUGGCUAUGCUUGUUUUGGCAGCUAUUACCCAGAGAGCAAAAGCAGCCCAAGCUGUAGGUCUUUGCCAAGACCAACUGUACCACUGUCUCUGUGACACUGUAUCCUGGAGAGGGGAUAGGAAUUGUUGGAAAUCCUGUGUGUGCAGGAGUAGAGUGGGGAAAGUGAACUCAGAUGAACAUACAAGAUUGGAUUAUAACUAAGUCUAGAUCUCCCUCCUCCAGGAGUUCUCUACUCCAGUGCAGUGUCAGGAGAGAGAAUGCUGUUUGGAAGGAAAGUAUCCACCUAUAUGGUGUCAUUCACAGUGCUUUUCCUUUGGGCAGACAUGGAGCAUUCAGCUUAUGCUCAGUGCAUUGUUUAAAUUUCUAUUGGGCAUCGUGUGGCAUUAGUCCAAUACACCUUAAGAGGCAACUGCACUAUAUAUUAAUGAUGGAGCAGGAUUAUUAAAGGAACCCGAUUCCUGUGGUGUAUGGAAACUGCCUUAUAAUCUCUGGUCACCCCAACCUAGAAUUGUCAACUCUGACAAGUUGAGUGAGUAAGAGGUGUAAAGAUGUCUGUAAGCAGGAGCCACUGCCUAGUCUUUCUGGAAUUAAACACAAGCCAACAUGGCCUUUGGCUGCUAAGAUAUCAUAGGAGUGUGCAAUUCGCAGGGACCAUUGUGUUUUUAGGGGGAUCCUUUCAUUCACUCACUGAGUACCAGACAGUCAGAGACCUGAAACAGAACAGUUCUUCUGUGGGAAAUCCUUCCCUCUAGUUAAGGAUGGAAUUGUCCAUUAUAAAAACAGCUGCCAUUUCCAAGAGCCAUUCUCUUAGAACAGGGCUUCCUAGAUUUAGCAGGCAAACAUUAAUAUGCCCUUUGUCUCCAGUUGUUUCUUUCCUGUAGUGGCAGCUGAUGGCUUAUGGACCACCACUCUGAAUAACACUUGCCUCUGACCUUGUGUGCCAGUGUCUGUUUGCAUUGGAAAGCAAGAAUCAAACCCUUAUGUAGCUUUCAAGCAAAUUCUUGGGAAGUGCAAGGGGUACAAUUGCAGACGAGCUUGCUCGCAGGGCAUGGAAAUAGUCUGGGCAGCUUUAAAGGGUCUGAAGUAAUUGGAGGGAGCCCUCGAUGGCCAUGGUCUACAAGCAGCCAUGCUCCAAGUCUUGUCAAAAGGGCUACUCUGCUCACACUACCUCUUACUUGGCAAUGAAAAGAGCAGCUCUGGAGUCUGCUGGAGGCUGAAAACCCAGUACUGUCUAGAGCUUGCUGGCCUUUUCCGUAAUGAAUGAUAGGGGAGCUCUUUCAGGCUUGUUUAGUGCCCCAUAAACCUUGCAGGGGCCGUGAUCAGCAGGAGGGUGUGGGUGCCCCAGGCUUUCAUUUCUUGAGCAAUGGCUGCUGCUUCUUCUUGCUAACCCCCCCCCCCCCCCUUGCCAUUUUUGAUGGGUGAUGAAUCCCUCCCCCUUGGAGGCAGCCCACCAAUGCUACAACAGGCCCAGCAAAUCAGGCUAUGGUCUGCAGGAUUGCUGGCAGAUUUGCUGACCAUGGAGCACAUUACAGAGGUCUUUCUGUGGCCCAGCUCCAACUUUCUGAGCCCUCUUGCCUUAAGAUCCUUUUUAAUGGGAAGCAUUCCUGGGGUGUCUCAGCUGGGUCCUAGCAAUCUUGACUGGUCAUCCCAUGUUCUUGCCUCACCCCCAGCGGUGGCCCUUUACUGAUCAGUCCCAGUAAAGCUUCUUCCUCUUCCUGCAUAGGAGAUACAUCUGUUCGAAUUACUCGCUCAUCUGAUCCCCAUCCAGCUGCAAGAGGCCCCCAAAUGCCAGCAAGCCAUUACUCCACUGUUGUGCCAUCAUCGGGACUCAGGUGGCCCUUCCACCUGGCUUAUUGUUACAACCUCUCCAAAGAGGUUCCCUCUUCUAGACAGGUAGCCCCUUGGCCUGGAUGAUGACUUUUCCCUCUGCUGGGUCUACAGGCAGCUGGCUGCCUAAGCAUGGCUAUACUACCCAGGAUUAGUGGGAGAGAGUAACAGGCUGAUUUUAAGGUAUCCCAGUCUUGCCCUUUUGCCAUCUCACUGUCAUUAGGUGCCAAGUGACACUUCGGGUGUGCUCAGGCUGGAACUGGCACUAUAUCUCCAAAUUAAUUGAGGGCACAGUAAUGCCCCCAUUUCCGCCCUGAUGGGGAAUUGUCGGAAUUGGACAAUACAGCAGCCGCAGUCAUCUGUAGCUACUACUUGGCCUUCUGUUUUCAGGGCAAGCCUUCCUUUGAUGCCUGCCAAACGCCAAAGUGCCAGCGGUCUUAGAACCUCAAUGUGACGCUUUGUGGUUUUCACAACUUGGUCUGCUUUCACCCUUCAGGAAAGAAACUUGGGGUCAUAACCAAGGUGUAUAGGAAAAUUUGGAUGCCCAGACGACACAUAUGAAUUCAGGGUGAAACCCACAGACGGACUUUAAAAAAAACAAUGACAUUCAUACACGCUUGAGGAGUGGGGUUAAUAAAAGUAUUGUUCCCCCCACUCGAUUUCUGUAGUUGUGGUAGUUGAGGUUUCUUAAACAGUACUGACCCUUGUUAGCAGCUUUGGGGAGGGGGUGUUUCUGCUGAUGUGCCGUGUUUUUGUUCUUUGUGGUCUUUCUUUCCAAUUAUUGAAACCAAGCCCCCAGCAGCACUUGCAGACAGAGCCAGCCUUUCUUGGGCUUUGCACCAAGAUCAAGAUUUCAGCUUGUAAAAUAAGGUUUUCUGAGAGGCAAGUACUCCGGAGAAUCUUUUGUAAAAAGUGGCCGAUCAUUAGGAUGCACCUAGAAAUGCUUGGGUUUUUUUGUUUUCAGUUGGGUUUUUUAAGCCUUGGAGGUGCCUUCCUCUACCCUUGGAUUUGUACGGUACAAGCAAUAAAAAGUUUUGUUUUCUUUC
Anolis carolinensis (green anole) is the source of this 8152-nucleotide messenger RNA. RefSeq names its product AKT serine/threonine kinase 2 (gene akt2). Gene Ontology annotation, biological process: protein phosphorylation. Gene Ontology annotation, cellular component: cytoplasm; nucleus. The record is from RefSeq and is a predicted model, not a curated record. Gene Ontology annotation, molecular function: protein serine/threonine kinase activity; ATP binding. Bases 1732 to 3177 code for a protein of 481 amino acids. NCBI's taxonomy places the organism in Eukaryota, Metazoa, Chordata, Lepidosauria, Squamata, Anolidae. The transcript has 14 exons.